Molecule: messenger RNA, 1221 nt
Organism: Helianthus annuus (common sunflower)
Lineage: Eukaryota; Viridiplantae; Streptophyta; Magnoliopsida; Asterales; Asteraceae
Product: BES1/BZR1 homolog protein 4
Exons: 3
Coding region: 49-1086 (345 amino acids)
Biological process (GO): DNA-templated transcription; brassinosteroid mediated signaling pathway
Molecular function (GO): DNA-binding transcription factor activity
Source: RefSeq, a predicted model, not a curated record
UCCCUCAUCAACAUUAUAUGUAUGUAGUUUGUUCUUUUCUUACCAUUUAUGAUCCAUCACCAAUUAACAAACUCUUACUCUACAUUAUUAUUCCCUCUCAUCGUUACUAAGAUGUCUGGAGCAAGGAUGCCUACAUGGAAAGAAAGGGAGAACAACAAGAGGCGAGAAAGGCGGAGGAGAGCCAUUUCGGCCAAGAUAUUCGCCGGCCUUAGAAUGUACGGUAACUACAAGCUCCCGAAGCAUUGUGAUAACAAUGAGGUACUCAAAGCGCUCGCCGAUGAAGCCGGCUGGACCGUCGAGCCGGACGGUACCACCUAUCGUAAGGGAUGCAAGCCUAUGGAGAGGGCCCACAUUGGUGGUUCUGUGUCAGUGAGCCCUGGUUCAUCUUAUCAACCAAGUCCAUAUGCUUCUUGUAACCAAAGCCCGGUUUCAUCCGCGAUCGCGAGCCCGACUUCAUCUGCAUUCGGGCCCAACCCGCACCCGGAUUCUCUCAUUCCAUGGCUUAAGAAUCUCUCAUCUUCAUCCUCUUCUUCAAGUUCAUCCAAGCUUCCACAUUUUCAAAUCCACAAUGGGUCCCUGAGUGCACCGGUGACCCCGCCUGCCAGCUCACCAACCGCUCAAUCCCCGUCUCGGAUCAAAAUCGGUUGGGGUGGGCCACACUUUCCCUAUCUCCCAUGUUCAACUCCCCCUAGCCCGGCUCGAGAGACUCUUCCUAAUUAUGAAUGGGGGACGCGGGUCCCACAGAGUGGACCCACGUCCCCUACAUUCAGUCUUGUUGCAGUGAACCCAUUUGGGUUCACUGCAACAACAGGUGGCUCACGGAUGUGGACACCUGGUCAAAGCGGGACUUGCUCUCCAGCAGUUCCUGCAGGGUUUGACAACAACGCAGAUAUUCCAAUGGCUGAAGUUGUUCCGGAUGAAUUUGCAUUCGGAAGCAAUGCGAGCGGACGGGUGAAACCAUGGGAAGGAGAAAGGAUACACGAGGAGUGUGUGUCGGAUGAUCUUGAGCUUACUCUAGGGAACUCAAAAGCCCAGAUAAAAUGUGACCCGAAGAAGAUAUGGUCAUCUAGCAUAGCGCGGAAUUAGUGCAUUUCAUUAUAUCUAUCUAUGUUGUCUGGUAUUAAAGUAUGUUAUCUAUGAAUGAAAGCUGUGCAUUUUUAUUGUAAUCAUAGUUCUAAUCUUAUAUAGCAAUGAAUGCAGUUGCAAGUUGGGGGUGCAAAA